AGCAGAUUCAGGAAGAUGAAGGAGGCAGCUGAUGACAAAUCUUAGCAGGUUCUAUGCUCCAGCUCAGGACAUCUGCAGAAGAAGAAAGCAGCAGGGAGAUCUCUCAGCUCAGACAGGCCGUGUUACAAGACGAUGCCCGACUCCUCGAUGAGAUGCUCUGCCAAGAAGUCUACAAGAAGGUCAUCAACUGCCGGGGCGGCUGGGGCGUGGCGGGGACGCCGCUGCACGCCGCCGUCUCCAAAGGCCACCUGAGCUGCCUGCAGGUGCUGCUGGGCCGCGGCGCGCUGGUGGACAGCGUGGACGUCAAGGCGCAGACGCCGCUGUUCGCAGCCGUUCGUGGGAAAUACCUGGACUGUGUGUUAGCGCUCCUGAAAGCCGGAGCUAACCCCAACGGUCACGCGGCCAACAACUGCUCCCCCGUCUUAACCGCGGCGCGAGAGGGCGACGCGAAGAUCUUGAAGGAGCUGCUGAACCGCGGCGCCGAGGUCAACUCCCGCUCCAAAGUCCUGCUCUGGACCUCCAGCGCCAGGGUCUCCAGCGGGCCGCUCUACCUGGCGGCGGUUUACGGACAUAUGGAGUGCUUCAGACUGCUGCUGCUCUACGGGGCCGACCCGGAUUACAACUGCACAGACGCAAAGCUGCUGAGCGCCAUCAAGCAGCCCAAAACGGUGCUGGAGAUGUGUCUGCGGCACGGCUGCGGCGUGGAGUUCAUCCAGCUGCUCAUCGACUUCGGUGCUAACGUCUACCUCCCCACGCUGAUCAUCGAGAAGUCCACCAAGCAGAACGAGGCCGUGGAGCUGCUGCUGGAGGAGAGAGGGAAUCCAAAGGCCUUGACCUCCCAGUGCCGCCUCGCCGUCCGAGCUCACCUGAAGAAGAUCAACAGGAUCCACCUCGUCGAGCAGCUGGACAUGCCGACGAGUCUCGUCAACUUCCUGCAACACAAGCCCGUCUCCGUCCCCGUGCUGUAGAGACAUCUUCGUGUCCUCAUUUUUAUUUCAAUCUGUGAACCAUCUCUGUUUUAAAUGACUGCUGUGCUUCUGUCUGAACAUUAAAUGUGUGAAUAAGU
Eleginops maclovinus (Patagonian blennie) is the source of this 1066-nucleotide messenger RNA. Its product is annotated as ankyrin repeat and SOCS box protein 12-like. The coding region runs from base 54 to 968 and encodes 304 amino acids. NCBI's taxonomy places the organism in Eukaryota, Metazoa, Chordata, Actinopteri, Perciformes, Eleginopidae. The transcript is spliced from 3 exons. Gene Ontology annotation, molecular function: protein binding. The record is from RefSeq and is a predicted model, not a curated record. Gene Ontology annotation, biological process: intracellular signal transduction.